AUGAAUCCAUCUCACCCAACAAAAGAAAAGCAACACUGCCCGAUUAGAAUUGGCAAUGCAUCCGGAGCCAUUGGCGAUGGCAUCGAUCAAGUAUACAAGCUGGCAAAGUCUGGCAAAGUCGAUGCAAUUACAGCCGACUACCUGGCCGAGUUCAACAUUGCAUGGAAAGCAAUCGAGCUUUCUCAGUAUCCUGACCUAGGCUACGAGUCCAACUUCCUCGAGCAGCUGGCAUGGGAGAAUGGUGAUGCUGCUCGCAUUGUAGCCGAAAAGCGGAUCAAGAUUGUCCAUGAUGGCGGGGCUCUCAAUCCAAAGGGCUUGGCCAUCAAGGUCGACGAAUAUUUCAAGAAUCUGGGGAUACUGGACGUCAAGGUCGCUGCUGUCACUGGUGAUGACGUGACAGAGAGGCUUCGAGACAAUCAGCUUGGCACUAUCAAGCAUCUUGAUAAAGCUGGAACGCUUCUUGAUGCAAGGAAAGAGGACAUACUUGCAGCAAAUGCAUACACUGGUCACUCUGGCAUAGUUCGUGCCCUAGAAGAGGGCGCCGAUAUUGUCAUUUGUGGGCGAUGCUGCGAUGCAAGCCCUGUGACGGGCCUUGCGUCUUGGUGGCAUGGCUGGGGCCACACCGAGUACGACAAGCUUGCCAGUAGUCUCAUGGCUGGGCACCUCAUUGAAUGUGGUGCAUACGUGACGGGCGGAAAUUUCUGCGGUGCUCAGGAAAUUGAACAGCUUCAUCAUGUUGGAUACCCAAUUGCGGAAAUCUCAGAAGACGGAGCUGUCAUCAUCACCAAACCGCCGAAUACGAACGGAGCGGUCACCGUCGACACGUGCAAGGCACAACUACUUUACGAGAUACAAGGCCCAAUUUAUCUAAAUCCCGAUGUGGUGGCCGACAUUGAACAAGCGCACCUUGAACAAGUUGGCAAGGACCGCGUAAGACUGUCUGGCAUCAAAGGCUCCGCACCGCCGCCUACGACAAAGCUUGCAGUGUGUCUGUUGGGUGGCUGGCAAGCAGAGAUAUCAGGCUAUUGUGCUGGCCUCGACACAGACUUCAAGUUCAAACUCAUAAAAGACCAAGUCCAACGCCAGAUCGAUCCUGAUGAUUUUACGACGUUUAGCAUAGAAAAGUACGGCGCACCUAGCUCGAAUCCAUUGUCUCAAGCAGAAUCGACAAUCCAGAUUCGCUUGUUUGCUCAGUCGCCCAAGAAGGAGGCCAUGAUGCAAUUCCGACGAGCCAUCUUUUACAAUGGCAUGCAAGGAUACUGCGGACUUCAUCUGUCCAUGGACUGGCGCACAAUGGAGCCCAAGCCAUACGUCAAGUAUUUUCCUGCCUUGAUUCCACAAUCAGAGAUUCCGCUACAAGUGGAGAUGAUGGGAACAGAGAAAAGGGCUAUUGAUGUAGAGGCUCGACAGCGCUUUGACUGUGCCCCUACAGCUCCGACUCAAAGGAAUUACGAGGUCAAAAGUCCAAUCGAUAUAAAUGCCAGCUGGCCUCAAGCUACACUAAGGCCUCUGGGCGAUCUCGUGUUUGCCAGAAGCGGUGAUAAGGGAGGAAACGCCAAUGUAGGGUUUUGGGUGAGGGAUGAGAGGGCCUGGCCCUGGUUGCAAUCUUUUCUCAGCAGUGACAGAUUGAUUGACCUGCUGGGAGACGAUUGGAACAACAAAUAUGACAUUGAGCGCUGCGAGUUUCCAUUCUUACAAGCCGUUCACUUUGUAGUCAAGGACAUAUUGCAGGACGGCGUUAGCAGCUCAUCGAUACUGGACGGCUUUGGCAAGAGUUUCGGGGAAUUCCUCAGGGCUCGACACGUUGCUCUCCCAAAUGAACUUGUUGAAAUGGAGGAUGAUCUGAGGAUACAAUCUCGAAAGCACCAUUUUGAACCUAGACUAUGA
This is a messenger RNA of Pestalotiopsis fici W106-1, 1887 nucleotides long. RefSeq lists its product as uncharacterized. Bases 1 to 1887 code for a protein of 628 amino acids. NCBI's taxonomy places the organism in Eukaryota, Fungi, Ascomycota, Sordariomycetes, Amphisphaeriales, Sporocadaceae. The transcript has a single exon. The record is from RefSeq and is a predicted model, not a curated record.